Schistosoma curassoni is the source of this 1955-nucleotide messenger RNA. The record is from the annotation of a GenBank genome assembly. Lineage: Eukaryota; Metazoa; Platyhelminthes; Trematoda; Strigeidida; Schistosomatidae.
UAUCAAUCAUAAAAAGUAGUCAAAAAUCUGAAUUGGGAUAAAACCCUUUUGAUUCCCUCAAGACACACAAAACUUAAUUUAUUUUUUAUUUUUAUCAUUAUUUUAUUUGUUUUUUUUUAAAAAAUUAAAAAAAAACAUCCUCCUUUGAUCAGAAUGGUAUUUGAAACUCAUGAUGUCCUUAAAUAUUUAACCGACAUGGAAACUAAAUUGAAUAUUGGCAAAGCAACAACAACAACAACAAGAUCCCCAUUACAUGAGUUAUUUAAUACUACUACGAAUAAUAAGAAUGAUUCACAAGAGGAUCGAUUAUUACGUCAUAAAUUAUGCAAUACGGAUCAGUUCUAUUCCAGGCAAACUAUAGAAUCCAUAGAUCCAAAUUUGAUUCAAUCCACAAAUGAAUUUACUCAUUUACCAGAUCAUUUAAAGAUGAUUAUAAAUAAAACAUGGAAAACAUAUUAUGAUCAAGAGAAUAAUGAAAAUCAUAUACCGAAUCUAACGAAAAUAUCAGCUGUAUGUACAUGUCAAGCGAAUAUAUUAAUGAAUGAUUCAAUAUAUUUCCCAAAAUGUUCAACAACAAUAACCCCAACAAGUCUUGAUACAAGUUUAGAAAUGAAUCAAUCAAUGAAGAAGAUACCAAAAAUGACGAAAUUACGACCAAGACCAUUAUUAAGACAAAAAGAAAAUGAUGAACAUUAUCUAACAUCAUCAUUAUCAUCAAAUAGUAUUGUGAUUACUUCAAAGACAGUCACUAGUUCUAAUGAAUUACAAUCUCUGACUAAUACACAUAGACCAAUGCAAGUACAUAUGCGUUAUCCAAUACCACGUAAACAAGAUGCUAUUUAUAAUGCAAGAUAUAAAACGCAACCAUGUUUACAUUAUCAAAAAUAUAAACAUUGUCCACUUGGUGAUAAUUGUCAUUUUGCUCAUGGUCCAGAUGAAUUAAAAUAUCCACAAUUUCAUCCAAAAUAUCGUACUAGAAUAUGUAUUAAUUAUGCUAAUAAUGGUCAUUGUCCAUUUGGUAGUAAUUGUUAUUUUUUACAUUUUACACCACCACAAAUCACAACAACCAUCACCAACACCACAACAGCAACAGUAACAACUGAGAACCAUAUUAAUCAUAAUCUGAAUAGAACAGCUACGAGUUAUUGGGAUAUUGAUCAUUUUAUACAAGAUGAUAGUACUAUUAGUACUAUUAGUAGUAAUAGUAAUAGUCAUAUGGAUACAAUGUCAUUAUGUUCAAAUUUAAGGCGAGUUACUAUUUAAAAUUUAAAAACUUAAUUAAUAUAUUGUUUUGUUUUUCCUUGUUGCCAAGGGGUUUUUGCUUUGUUUAUCCUUUAAGGAACAUUUAUAUAUAUAUAUACCUUUCUGUUAUUAUUAUUAUUAUUUAAGAUGAUAAAAUUAAUAUUUAUUUAAAUAGAUUUCGUUCAUUCUGUAAUUUUCAAAUCUUUACUACUUAUUUUUUAUAUCAGUAUUAUUGUGACUACUUAUAUACACAGACCCUCCCCCCCACACACGUUUUGUAUUUGUUAUUCAAGUAAACAACCUGUUCCAGGGAUCAUUGUAGAUCGGAUUUCUUUUAAUCAUUAUUAUUAUGAUAUUGAUUCACAGAUCGAUAAUUGUGCUCGAUUUGAAUUGAUUUUUAAUUUCUCAUUAAUACUACCUCUAUGUUUAUGGUGUUUUAAUGGAUAGACUUAUUCAUUUAUAUUAAUAAUAAUAAUAAUAAUAAUAAUAACACCGGUAUAAUACUUUAUUUUUGUAUUGUUGUCAAGUCCAUCAUAAGUUCCAGGUUGUUGUUGUUGUUGUCAUUGUUGUUGUUCUUAUCUCUUCUUUAUCUUUUUAAUGUUCCCAUUUUGUUUACUUGUGAUCUAUCCAUCUUAUUUUUUUUAAUAGAAACACAUUUUGAUAAGGAUAUUUUUAUGUCAUACUAUUUUUAUAAAUAAACAUUAGUCUUUUAA